AUUUAUUCUUUUUCCUUCUCAAUAUAUUUACAAGCGCAACUCUAUUGGAUUGUACAGUAUAUGAGAAGGUAAUGAAGCUCCAGUCAGCCAGGUGAUUAUUUUUUGAGAUUCUAAUGAGAUCAGCUAUGACAGUCUACGUAUUUCUCUUGGCAUAGGUUUCCCGAAAAAUCAAAAAACAAAUCCAUAUUAUCUAACAUUUGGGUAAUUUUUUUAUCUUUAAAGGAAGAGCAGCUCUAUGGCUAUGGAAAACAACACACAGGUGACAGUUUUUGUAUUUUCUGGACUAACUGAUAAUGAUAAACUCAUCCCGUUCCUCUUCGCUUUUUUCUUACUGGUGUACCUCGUGACCAUAAUCGGAAACAUUGGCUUAAUUAUUCUUGUCCUUGUUGCCUCCAACCUUCACACUCCAAUGUAUUACUUUUUGAGUUUCCUCUCAGCUGUUGACCUCUUCUACUCUACAUCUGUCACUCCUAAAAUGUUGUCUGACCUUAUAUCCCUCAGGAAGACCAUAUCGUUUAAUGGUUGUGCCGUCCAAUUUUUAUUUUUUGCUGGCCUAGCAGGAACCGAGGUCCUUCUACUCUCCAGUAUGUCGUAUGACCGAUACACUGCUAUCUGCCACCCUCUUCACUAUGUUUCCAUCAUGACCAAAAGCAAAUGUUUCUCUCUUGUCGGUCUUUCAUUCUCCAUGGGCUUCUUUCAGUCAGUUGUGCACACCAGUUGCAUGUUCAGUCUACGGUUCUGUGGCUCCAAUCUUAUAGAACAUUUCUACUGUGACAUUCCUCCCAUACUCCAGUUGUCUUGCUCCAAAACAUUUAUUUGCAACAUGUUAUCUAUUCUCUCUGUUGGUUGUUACUGUUUUUCUUCAAUGUCAACAAUCCUGGUUUCUUAUGUUUUUAUCUUUACCACCAUACUACGUAUACAAUCUUCUGAAGGACGACAGAAAGCGUUCAGCACUUGCUCUUCUCAUCUCAUGUGCACCGGCAUCUUAUUUGUGUCAGUUUUUAUUACUUAUUUGCGUUCCCCUUCCAGUGCCUUGGACAAAAAAGACAAAGUGGCCUCUGUCUUUUAUUCAGUAAUGACCCCAAUGUUGAACCCUCUUAUUUACAGCUUGAGGAACCAAGAGGUGAAAAGGGCCAUCAUGCAAGCAAGGCAUAACAUUUUACAUGUUUUCCCAUUCUAUCCAAAACUCAAAAAAUAAUGCAAUAAUACAAGCAAGGCAUAAUAUUUUACAUGCAUUUAGGAUUGUAUACAUUUAUAGGGGGAAAAUAUUAAUUGUAAAGUUGGAACCCAUGCCAGGUUUUUAUUGCUGUCUGUGUCCCCCAGGGAGAGAAUAAUCCUAUGUGUUCUGGAAACCAAUGUCACUACUACUGAAAUUGAUAGGGAAUCCUAAAUGUUAUGGUUGUCACUCCUAGAAUGACCAUCUAGGAGAGUAUUUGCCCUCACUUUCUCCUGUAUCUGGGACAAGAGAUAAUUAGGUAGAUUCACAAAGAGUUAGGCCUGCUUAUCUACAGACCUAACUC
This is a messenger RNA of Rana temporaria (common frog), 1520 nucleotides long. RefSeq names its product olfactory receptor 1019-like. Lineage: Eukaryota; Metazoa; Chordata; Amphibia; Anura; Ranidae. Gene Ontology annotation, cellular component: membrane. The transcript has a single exon. The coding region runs from base 236 to 1198 and encodes 320 amino acids. Gene Ontology annotation, biological process: sensory perception of smell; G protein-coupled receptor signaling pathway. Gene Ontology annotation, molecular function: G protein-coupled receptor activity; odorant binding; olfactory receptor activity. The record is from RefSeq and is a predicted model, not a curated record.